Myxocyprinus asiaticus (Chinese sucker) is the source of this 3626-nucleotide messenger RNA. Its product is annotated as N-fatty-acyl-amino acid synthase/hydrolase PM20D1.1-like. Gene Ontology annotation, molecular function: hydrolase activity, acting on carbon-nitrogen (but not peptide) bonds, in linear amides. The record is from RefSeq and is a predicted model, not a curated record. Gene Ontology annotation, biological process: amino acid metabolic process. Bases 1271 to 2806 code for a protein of 511 amino acids. The transcript is spliced from 16 exons. Lineage: Eukaryota; Metazoa; Chordata; Actinopteri; Cypriniformes; Catostomidae.
UAAUAUUUCAUUUAUACAGGUCUAUACAUUUUUUUAAUAUAACUAAUUAAUAAAACUAAUUUAUGUUUCAGACAAAAUUAGGCCAGUUAGUGUAUUUUUGUUUUUUUCUACAUCAACAAAAUUUGUUCCAAAAGAAGCGAAAGCAGGAUCAACACAUACUUGUCGCUGAGCAACUCACAGAAUGUCAGCUUGUCUGGAACACUGCAGUCUCAGACAAGCAGAAUGAUACAAAAAGUGAAGCACCCCAGUGCUGUUAGAUAAAAUAUCAGCACUCUUGGAACGCCGCUUGACAAAUCAGAGUACCGUAUGACAAAAAUUGUGGGAUGAUUAUCAGUGGUCUAAUGUAUUUGUCUAAUACAUUUGAAUUCAUUUUGUUUUGGUUGGUGGUCGUUUUGGGAGUAUUGUGUGUUUAUGUUGUGGGAUUGUACUCGUUUUGUCUGCAGAUUGAGAACAGAUUAAGUCCUCAGUCACAACACACGCAGUCUGAGAGGAAAUCCAGCCAGAGAACUGAGCAUAUGAUGAACAACAGGGCCCUGCGGGUUUGUGGCCACACACACACAAUAAGUUGACUUCAACAGCAAUGCUCAACAAAUCUGACAAAAGCUCAGAUUUUCUCAUCAGGACUUCAUGAGGCUGGACAAAGAUACCAUGACCGGCAGAUCUCUGUGUUUAACAACUCAAUCACCCCAUCAGAAACAAACUGUCACAGAACCUGUAACCGAUGUUCUUACAGAGAUGUUCCCUAACACUGUCAAAACUCCCACUGGAAUCUACACCACGAAGAGACUAUAAAGGGAGCUGCAGGAUGUCCUGUGCAGUUUAAAUACCAAGAUUUGCCACAACAUUGGAGAGGCAGGAGAUUCAGCAGCGCCUGGUGCCUUUGUGGGUUCAGACCGUGCUUUUUCUUCUUGUGGUCUGUCUGCUCUGCCUCAUCUACUCGUACAUGAAAAAGCCACUCUUCAAUCCGCUCACUGCUCUGGUGGAUGGUCUACAUGAGGAACCUGCUCUCAUAUCCAGCACGCAGGCCACACCCACAAGUGGUGAUGCAGCUUAGGUUAACUGUACCGUGAAGAUACUGAUGUCAUAGAAAGUUAUGGAAAGAUCAGUUCCUUCUACAGUAGUUCAUCUCAGGACCAAUUCAGCCAGGUGUCCUCUCUUCUGGAUUUUACCUUCUAAACUCGUCUCCCUUUGUUAGACAAACUGUGUGUAAUUGCGUUUGCGACACUCCCUUCAUGAGCUAAUCAUCUUUAACUGUCUCAGAAAACUUGAUAUGAUUGGACUGAAUACAAUUCAAGGAGCAAUCCAUCAUAACAGCACUCAGAUGCAGCAUUUUUCUUACCACAUACAUUGUGUUUGUUGUAGGACAUUUACAUUUAAGUUGAACACAGAGCUUGAAGAAUGGGAAAAUACAACCACCAUUUAUCCUGGUUUAAGUCCAGAACAGAGAAAGGAACUGCUGGCAAAUUUUAAAGAGGCAAUUCAGAUCCCCACAGUGUCAUUUUCAGAGACACAGCAGAACACAAGUGCACUGCAUGAAUUUAACCUGCUGCUCAGAAGGAUCUUCCCAAAGGUCUUUUCAUCCAGCCUGGUUCAACAUGAAGCAAUAUCAAACUACAGCCACCUGUUUACAGUGUUUGGGAGUGAUCCCUCUUUGGAGCCGUAUAUGCUGCUGGCACACAUUGAUGUAGUGCCAGCUGAUGAGGUGGAUGGGUGGGACGCUCCUCCUUUCUCUGCUAAAGAGAUCAAUGGCUUCGUUUAUGGGCGAGGGACCAUCGACAAUAAACAGUCUUUGAUGGGGAUCCUUCAGGCAUUGGAAUAUCUAUUGGAACGAGGUUACACCCCUCAGCGAAGCUUCUACAUUGGUUUGGGUCACGAUGAGGAGGUGCAUGGCUUACAUGGUGCAGUGAAUAUUGUGAAUCUGUUGAAGAGUCGUGGGGUGAAGCUGCGGUAUGUUUUAGAUGAAGGUCUUACAAUUAUGGAUGGCAUUGUAGAUGGCCUGAACGGACCAGCUGCCCUAAUAGGAGUCAGUGAGAAGGGCCAAGCCACAGUAAAGCUGAGUGUUAGUGGUGCUCCGGGACAUUCAUCCAUGCCUCCUAAAGAGAGCAGUAUUGGCAUUUUGGCUUCAGCAGUCAGAAAUUUGGAGAAGAACCGGAUGCCCAAUCUCUUUGGUCAUGGUCCUGAGCGUGCCACAUUUGAGCAGCUGGCACAUAAGUUUGGCAUGCCUCACAGAAUGGUCAUGGCUAAUCUGUGGCUCUUCUCUUCACUGCUCAGCGGUAUUUUGGAAGGACAGCCUGACACAAAUGCCUUUGUGAGGACAACGACUGCCGUUACAAUGUUUAACUCUGGUGUAAAGAUUAAUGUCAUGCCAGCAUAUGCCGAGGCCUUUGUCAAUUUCCGUAUCCACUCAGCCCAGACAGUGCAGGAGGUUUUGAAGCUGAUCGAGUCCACCAUAUCAGAUAAGCGUGUGAAGGUGGAGCUGGUCAGUGGAUUUAACCCACUGCCCAUCAGUUCGUAUGAUGAGCACACAUUUGGGUACCAGAUCAUAAAGAAAACAGUGCAGGACAUUUUUCCUGAGGUCACUGUGACCCCUAGUAUCUGUGUUGGCAACACUGACAGCCGUCACUACACAGAACUGUCUCCAGACAUUUAUCGUUUUGCCCCGUCAUGGUACAAACCUGGUGAUUCUGCAAGAUUCCACGGUGUGAAUGAGAGAAUCGCCAUUCAGAACUACGAAGAGAUUGUGCUGUUCUACUUUCAGCUCAUCCAGAAUUGUGACAUCAGAAACGUGCCAUCACCUCGCACCUGACAUAAAUCUCUUGCUGUGGUGUUUAAGUUUAAUUAACUUGAAUAUAAAGUCUGUAAAAAAAUAACAUUAUGGCACAUUCAAAAUGGUUGCAGUGCUGAAUGAGUGUGGUUGAACCAACCUAUGAAGUGUUGAACCGACCUCAACAUAAUCUAAUGCCCCUUCUAUAGUUAUUAUUUUCAAGUGUUUUGCAUUUGUGCAGAUUUUACUGAAGAUUCAUAGUUGUAUUUUAAACUGCUGGAUUACCAUUAGAUUAUCAAAUUUGUGUCAGACAGAAGUGCUUUAUUGUGGUAUCCUAUUCAAAUUCUGAUAAAGUCUGAUGAAAGGUUUGAAGUGUGGUUCAAUAAACAUUUAUUUGCCUCUAAAUAUCUCUUACAUCACAGAGCUGUUGCUGAACACAAAUUUUUGGUUGUUGAAAUAUUCAAUGUGCCUUUGAAUUCUUUUCUGUUUUGAACUAAAGUGAUAAGUACUGAUAUCGAAAAUCCUUGUUUAUUUCCAUAAUUUACGUGAAAUAAUAUGAAAUUGCAUGAUAAUUAAGAUAAUUUCCUAUAAGGAAAUCCAUAGAUGAGUUCUUUCUAUUAGGUAGAUUCGGUCAUUUUUCAUGAUCAAAGUGAUAUUUAGCCAUGCCAAGGCAGUCUACUGUAAGAUGGCCAAAUUACAAGGUUACCCAUACAAUAUCACUCUAUCACUGCGAAACAAUGUUACAGAUAAGUAACAUUACCUGCCUUUAAUUUUACGACCAUAGAAUAGCCUGGUCUUCAUGCAAAACCUGUUUUUGGGCAAUCAUUUCUCCAGUUGUUAAUUUGACCUAUUUAAAGGAACG